UCUCUGCUGUCGAUGAAAGAAAACCCCUGUCUAAGCAGACGCAGUGGCCGUUGUGGCAGGGGAGGGCGAUGUCAGAAAGUUCCGGGGUUAUUCCUACCUGUAAACCUUCAUUAACACUUGUGGAUGCUCCCUGGUCUCAGACUGGGUUUUUACGGAGAGCGUGGAGAGCAGGCUCUGUGCAGCACGAGAUCGCCAACAGAAAGUGCCUUUUAAGACAUCAGCCCUAAUGCAUAGCUGCCCCGUGAUCCAGGAUUGUGUCUAUCCAUCACUCCUUUCCCCCUGAGCCCUGACGUCUCCAUCACGAAACAUUGUCCUUUUCGCCCCGGCCCCGGUCCUCACGGAGAUCCCAGAGGGAAGGUUUUCAUCGUGCCGUCAAGACCUGUUUGCAGCCCUGAUUUGAAAAUCAAGCUCUGAAAUCAAGUCAGCACUCUGGAAUAACAAUUAGUUCAGUGCAGCAGCUGUGUAACACCACGUGAUCUUGUCCUCGGAUGGCUUAAGACCUUUAACCUUUGAGCUUCCCGAUGCUCUGUCUGUUCCGGGUCGUCUGAGCAUGCCUGUCUCCCCCGCCAGAGACCUCUCACUGGGGCAGACAGAUCUAUGAGUGCUUACAUGCCAAUACGUUAGAUUGCUGCUCGGUUAGCCAUCACCCUUAGUCUGCACUGACUCUGCAUCUCUAUUACGCAUACUGAGCACAACAGGAAGGUCAUUCACAGGCCUCUGUGGGUGAAAAAGCUUUGUGCGAGGCCAUUGUUUUCCAUAGCCAACAUUUUUUUAACCGUAGUCAGCCUUCACCAAAUCCGAAAGCCCUUUACCCGAUCAUGGCUUUAAACCUGACGUCGAUACGGGACACGAAAUGGCUGACUCUGGAGGUGUGUCGCCAGUUUCAGAGGGGCGCGUGCUCUCGCAGUGAUGACGAAUGCAAAUUCGCUCACCCACCAAAGAGCUGCCAAGUGGAAAAUGGAAGAGUUAUCGCCUGCUUUGACUCUCUCAAGGGUCGGUGUUCCAGAGAAAAUUGCAAAUACCUUCACCCGCCCCCUCAUUUAAAAACCCAGCUGGAGAUAAACGGACGAAACAACCUCAUUCAGCAGAAAACAGCAGCGGCCAUGUUGGCUACACAGAUGCAGUUCAUGAUCCCAGGCACAAGUAUUCCACCUGUGCCGACGUUUCCUGUAAACCAGAGUUUGGGAGGGAGUGCUGGUAUCAACUACAGCCCUUACAUUUCUCCUGUUACGCACGGGAUGGGGCUGGUUCCCACGGAGAUGCUGUCCAGUAACCCAGUCAUGGUUCCCAGCAGCCCCCCCGUAACGGUCCAGAGCUCCACCUCUUCCCCCUCCCAGAAAUCAGUGCGCACUGACAAGCUUGAGGUGUGUCGCGAGUUUCAGCGUGGAAACUGUUCGCGGGGGGAGACAGACUGUCGUUUCGCCCACCCGAUUGAUGGCCCCAUGGUCGACACGAACGACAACACGGUCACCGUCUGCAUGGACUACGUCAAAAGCCGCUGCUCGAGGGAGAAGUGCAAAUAUUUCCACCCUCCGGCGCACCUGCUGGCCAAAAUCAAAGCCAACCAGCACCAGGCCAGUCAGACGGUGGCUGUGGCCCAGGCGGCGGCCGCGGCCGCAGCGAUGACUCAGUCGACUGGCAAAGCAAUGAAGCGACCCCUCGAGGCAACCAUAGACAUGGCUUUCCCUCACACCAUGCUCCCGCCUUUACCAAAGAGGCCAGCCCUGGAGAAGACCAACGGAGCCAGUGCACUCUUCACGCCCAGCGUUCUACACUACCAACAGGCACUGGCCAGCGCUCAGUUUCCCCAGUCUGCCACCUUCUUCCCCACAGGGUCGGUGUUGUGCAUGUCUCCUGCUCCCAGCAUUGAUCAUCCUGAAAUAAGCCCGAGGAACGGGACGGGAUGUCAGCACGCGGCACUGAUGGCUCCCACACCGCAGCCGUCUCAAUACAACAUCCUCUUCUCCCAAGACAUACAGCAACCUGCAUGCUAAGAGUAGGACUACUCCACACAGGCAAAAAAAACUGGACCAGUCCACCAAGUGCUCAUGAUGGGUAAAGAACCUGUAGGAAACGCACGUGCUAGGUUAAUACUGAGAUAUACACACGGCUCUCUCGAAGCAUUACAUGUACAUACACCACGUUUCUAAAAGUUUUAUCAGAAAGAUUUAUUACUAACUCGUUUGGGUUUCUUUGGCUAUCUCCGUGUAUGUUUUAAUAUAUUUUGUCCCAGUUGAUAUUUAAUUUGCCGUUUUUGAAAGAGGCCGAGAGUUGCGUGAAAACGUGGAUGUGUUUUAGUAAAAACAAAUUAGAGCUAAAUCCUCUAAACCUGUUGCCCCAGAAAAAUACAUAUUGGAUCAGCCUGAUCAUGCGUGACGCUGCUCUCUGAUACGGCUGACCUGACGUCCCCUCACACACGUGAAUGCCAUAGAAAAGAAUGUGUUAAGUGUCUCUGAUGGUCCCUCAUUUCCCUGCUGUUUUCUGUCCCCUCUCUGUGUCUGCUGCUGUGCUAGGAUGUCCGUGGAGAGACACUCGCGUCUUUUGCCAAAUUGGUUAAUCCUAAUGGCAAACCUGAUUCCCUCUCACAAUGGCCAAAAUAGAACAGAACAGAGGAGCGGUGUUAACGUCAGCCAGCUUUAAGUACCUUGUAAUUCUUGGGGAAAUUCAUCUCUCGAGAUGAGUGCAUAUUCUUUUUUUUAUUUUUUUUUUUUGUUUUGUUUUGGUUUUUUUUUUUUGCCUGAGUCCUUGAGAAGGGAGAGAAACUCAUAGGCCUGUUUAGUGUGCCAAUCACGUCGCAGCGUGAGCAAAGUCAAGGUUUCCUCCAAACCCUAAAGGAGAGUCCCGUUUGGUUGUCUGCAGGCAGACGUUAACUGCAGUGAUACUGGAAUACGGCUAAACGCAGGCUAGAUGGACGUAUUCCAGACACGUCACAGUUUCGAAAAGGAUUUCUACUCUUAAAGAGUGUGAGAUCGUUUGUCUAACUGGCUGAAUUGUAUUUGUAAGGGAAUAUUUUGGUGAAGGCAGGAUGUGUUGAUCCUGUUUUAUUUGAGAUAUUCUAAAAGUGCCUAAAAGAAAUCCUCCCUCAGUCGCUUGCAUCUUCAGAAGCUGCGUUUGAACUGUGCUUUCAAAUCCAAGUGGACAAAUUUGUCUCAGUCCUAUGAAAUGGAAGAAAGUUUUUUUUUAAAAAAAAACCCUUUUGUUUUAAAUCAGUCCGCUUCUGUUCAACUUUUAACUUUUCAUACGUGGUUAUUUUGAAGAGUGAGGUAUUUCAACUGUAGUUCCAUCGCUAUUAAAAUGUCAUUUCCAUUUAAAACAAUUGAGUGCAUCAGGGGAUCCUGAACCGGUUAGAGGGUAAUUUUUUUUCCUUUUCUGAACAACAAUGUUCCAUUCACUUUAAGGACUUCUGAAUUGUCAGUGCAGUCCAGUGUAAAGCCCUGUAUAAACUAAAACAGAGCAUGUAGAAACUGAAUAGGACCUAGAAAUAAAUAAAUAAAUGUGUGUAUAUACAUGUAUAUAUACACAUACAUACAAACACACACAGUAUAUUUGCAUAUAUAGUGAUUACUGUCAAGACAAGUAACAAAUAAUCAAAUAAUCAAAGCUGCGUGUAACACAUGGUAUAUAACCCGUAUAUUUCACAAGACUUCACUUAGUUGUAUUUGGUCAUUCAUUUUUAUGUUUAUAAAGGGGUGUGUGUGUGUGUGUGUGUUGUUGUUGUUGUUUGAAUGGGUUUAAAUUUUAAAUUGUGAUAUUUUGUCAUGGUGUAAUAGCACCAUGUGGAGACAAUCCACAGUUAUGGUUAGUAUAGAAUGAAGAAGGCACUAUUUUUACCCCCCCCCCUCCUCCUCCUCCUCCUCUUCCUCAGACAUUGUAAGUUUAAAUAUAAAUGUCACUGUGGAAUUCUAUAAAAUCUAUUGUUUCAUUCUGUUAGAUGUUAGCAGUCGGAGAAUGUUAUAACCUAUUCUAUUUUAAGAUGAAUGUAAUUUAUUGAGCUGGGCCUUGUUCGACUGGGUUUCAGUUAAAGGACCAGGCCUCUGUUACUCUAGCCUAUCAGGGGGCAUGUGUGGUAGAGGCUGAAACCUGAGAGCUGUGUUUAAAAGGUCUCCAGGUCUCUGUCCUAUCACUGCCUCGUCAACAACACAGCAUAGUCCUGGCUGAUCUGUUAAACUGCUCACAUUAUGUCAAACAAAGAAACACAACGUAUCCAGGAAACAAGAGAGAACUUUACUUUAUGUGGUAGGUUGCUAAUAUUCCAUAACCAUACUAAUUUGUCCCUGUUUAAAAUCUAAAAUUGUUCUUACGUAAGUUAUGUACUUUUGUGAAUGCUGUAUGUAUUAUUUUUAGAGCAAUCUAUCGACGUUAGAUUGCAUGAGAGAGAACUGUCUAGACUUUCUUGACCCUCUUGAAGAAAAAGAAAAUUUAUAUAUUGUUUUUUAUUGAAAUUUAUCUGCCUUUUGGUCAUUUUGCUCCGUGAUUCUCAUCAGAUUGUCAGAACGAAACUUUAUAACAAAACCUUUCUUUUAUUCUCAGAAAUUAAAUACAUAAACAAGAAACUCUACAAUCAGCAACUCCACCCUAAGAAUGAUACUUAUGUCAUGUGUUUUUCUUGAACAUUAUGAAUGUUCUUACAGAAUUCAGCUCAAGCUCAGACUUCAUCCAGUAUAAGCGGAUGCUUGAAAGUCAGAGUGUGUUUUUCCCAAUGUGGGCGGCUGUUUUAAAGCACUUUCUGAAUGGGAGUAGAACCGACCUUCAGAGUUUAGAAUUAUUAUGGUCUUUGCCUUAUCUUCAGUAUGUUUCUCUUAAUUUUUUUUUUUUGCUUAAUUUUUCAGAAGUUCUCA
Messenger RNA from Chanos chanos (milkfish), 4838 nucleotides. RefSeq names its product muscleblind-like protein 2a. The transcript has 9 exons. Gene Ontology annotation, biological process: regulation of RNA splicing. Gene Ontology annotation, cellular component: cytoplasm; nucleoplasm. The record is from RefSeq and is a predicted model, not a curated record. Gene Ontology annotation, molecular function: RNA binding; metal ion binding. Lineage: Eukaryota; Metazoa; Chordata; Actinopteri; Gonorynchiformes; Chanidae. The coding region runs from base 819 to 1994 and encodes 391 amino acids.